AUGACGGCUCGCGUGGAGGUCGGCGUACCACGCUGGCAGCAGCUGCAGCAAUGGACGCCUCUGCCGGGUGAGUCCUGGCUGGCGCGGCCCUUGAAGUCGCUGGGCCUCGCCGACGUCUUCCACGGUGGAGGUGGAGCCGUGGAGGGCCGAGCAAAGCGGGUGAGGGAGUGGCCGAUUGUUGCGGCAAAGCGCCAACGGUCCGGCUCGUGGCACUCGAAGCCGUUGCUUACGCCACCGAAACCCGACACGAUCGGCCGAUCCAUGUUUGCAGAGCCAAAGUCCGGCCACAGCAAGGAGCCGUUUCGAGAAAACAUCCAACAGGGCUCAAGGCCUGCUUCCGAGCGCGGGAAGGCGAGCAGCGCAAAGGAUUCCGAGGAAAGCGAGGAAAGCGAAGCCUCGGAAGCGGAAUCAAAGGCUUCGAAGGCUCCGAACUCGAAGGCCUCGAAGGCUUCAAAGAAGGGCAAGGACGACGAGGACGCGGCAGGCGGUACCAUCGAGGUCAAGGAUCCGGAGACCUUGUGGAAGGUGAACAUCGAAGCAGUCUACCGGCGCAAGAAUCCGAAACUCUUGUCGAAGGUGCCGGACUUCAUUGCCAAAUACAAGGCAAAUGGAACCCCACUCGCACAUCUGUAUGCAAAGGUGUGUCGCACCUAUGAGUUGGACCCCAAGGUGAUGUGGGCCACUCGUGGAGAGGAGGAUGACAAUGCGGACGAGGAUGGAGCAUGCUUCAAAGACAACGCUUUCGACGACGAUGAGGCCAAGGAGACAUCCAAGCGCGAAGGUGCUGCUUCCACAGGAGGGAUCUUUGGUGCUACAGGCGGUGCUUCGUCUGGAGGGCUUUUUGCAGGAACCAGCCUCUUCGAUAGUGCACCCAGCUCCAGCUCCACAGGAACGGACCUUUCAGGUCUUUUCAGCGCUGGGAAACCUGCUUCCGAGGGGCUUGCGAAGCCUGCAGCCAGUAUCUUCGAUUCUGCCCCCAGCAGCUCCGGAAGCAUUUUCGGAGGCAUUGGUGGCUCCACUACAGAGGUGGCGCUGCCGAGCUCAGGUGGGAUCUUCAUGUUCGGUGCUACCACGAGCAGCGCUGCUUCAACGGCACCACCGACCAGCAUCUUCGGCGGCGGUGCCAGUUCUUCUGGCGCAGCCUCAGCAUCAUCGGCACCCUCGGCACCCGCGGCGGCGGCGACUUCGGCCACCAGCAUGUUUCAGUUCGGGGCAGCGCCCACCGCAGCGGAGGUGCCGCCAGCAAGUUCGAGCGCUGGCGUCGCUUCCGGUGGAGGUGCGAGUAUAUUCGGAGCCGAAGCAACAUCAGGAAAUGCUCUUGCCAGCAUCUCGCAAAGCUCGCAGAGUGCGCCGAGUUCAAGCUCCAAUAUCUUUGGUGCCGCACCAGGCUCAAUUGGAAGUAUCUUUAGUGCUGCGAGUUCUGGUGGCAGCAUCUUUGGCUCUGAACCUGGAAGUUCAAGUGGUAUAUUCGGUGCCACCCAGCCAGCAAGCAGUCCCAGUACAGGAAGCAUCUUCGGAGCUCCAGCCGAUACUUCAAGCAGCAACAUUUUCGGUGCAGCGCCGCCAAGUGCUUCAACGCAGCCAGCGGGCCAAAACUCCGGCAGCAUCUUCGGUGCACUUCAGGCAACUACCACCCCGAGUUCUGGCAGCAUCUUCGGCUCACAACCGGCAAGCAGUCCAGAUUCCGGAAGCCUGUUCGGUGCAACCCCGACCCCGCCGACAGGCAGCCCAAGUUCAGGCAGUAUCUUCGGUGCAGUCCAGACAGCAAGUUCAGGCGGCAUUUUCGGUGCAGCCCAGCCCGGCGCGAGCACGAGUUCUGGCAGCAUCUUCGGUGGUGCUUCAGGAAGUGGCCCCGGCAUCUUCUCAGCACAGACCGGCAGCGCAUCCACUGGUCCUGGCCUGUUUGGUGCACCGGCAGCCAGUGCGGGAGGUAUUUUUGGAGCUCCGAGCGCAGGAGCCAAUAUCUUCGGCCAGCCAGCCCAACCGGCCCAGCCCGCGCAGCCGGCCCAGCCGGCAGUUUCAGCAGGAGGCCUCUUUGGCGCCAGUGCCGGCUCUCAGGGAGCCAGCAUGUUCGGUGGGACAACUGGUGGGAUCUUCAGCCCAGCCCAGAGUGCCGCCAGCUCUGCGGGGGCCGGGAACCUCUUUGGCCAAGCUGGUGGCAACAUCUUCGGGAGUGGUGGCGGUGCCGCGGCCUUCGGUGCAUCUGGAGGAGUUGGCGGAGGUGUUUUCGGCCAAUCCUCCGGUGCAGGAGGUGGCAACAUCUUCGGAGCACCGGCUCCAGGUGCCGCCUCCACGGGCGGCAUGUUCCAGUUCGGGGCGCCGACACCGGCACCGCAGAGCGCACCCUGCGGUGGAGGCGGGUCCAUUUUCGGUCAGCCGCAGCCGCAGCCGAGCCCUGGUGGUGGUAACGCGUUCAUGUUCGGCCAGGGCCCGGCACAGUCGCAAGGAUCUGCGGACAUGUUUGGACAGCCAGCUGCAGGUCCAAAUGCUGGUUUUGGUGGCUCACCUUUUGGUGGUGCUCCGCAAGGCUUUCCGCCACCCGGUGCAGGGUUUGGCCAACCUGCGGCGGCAGCAGGUGCCUUCGGCGGUUUCGGACCAGCUCCAGGUGCAGGUGGCUUCGGCGCUGCUCCACAGGCUGCCGGCGGAAACCUUUUCGCGCAGCCCAACCCCAGCGGUCCACCGCCGGGGCGCAGUCAAGUGCUCAUACUCGAUGGUGGUCUUGCCACGCACGUCGAGGCGCUUGGCGAAAGUAUCGACCACUCCCUCUGGUCUGCCUCCUGCCUGGUGAGGAACCCGACGGUCAUCAAACAGGCGCACAGAGACUACUAUGAUGCUGGCGCCGCGGUGGCCAUCACUGCUUCCUACCAGGCACACUUCGAUGGUUUUCGCGAGCUCGGGAUGGACGAGGAGGAGGCGCUCAAGGCAGUGAAACGCUCGGUCGACUUAGCGCGCGAGACGGCGCCUCCUGGGGCACUGGUAGCAGGCAGCGUGGGCAGCUAUGGCGCCUCGCUGCACAACGGCGCGGAGUACACCGGCGACUUUCCAGGGAUGGAUGAAACGAGUCUGCUUGCCUGGCACCGGCCCCGAGCCAAGGCUUUGGUCGAAGCAGGUGCUGACAUCCUCGCAUGCGAGACGGUGCCGAGCCUUUUGGAAGCCCGAGCUCUCGUUCGCCUGCUGAACGAGUUGGAGCAUCCUGGUUGGGUCACCUUCUCCUGCAAAUCGGACACUGAAGUCUGCUCGGGCGAUGUCUUCGCAGACUGCAUCGCUGCGGUGGCCAACUGCGACUGGGUCGUUGGAGCAGGCGUGAACUGCACGCAUCCCGACUUCGUCGCUGGCCUCGUCCAAAUCUGCCGGGAGUCGUUGCCCGCCGAAAAGAGCUUGCGGAGAAGCUUCGUUGUCAGAAGCGCUACACAUUCUCAUCAAGGUGUGGUCGUGUACCCCAAUGCCGGCGAGGUUUGGAAUGGUACAACUCAUGCCUGGGAGACGGGCUCAGCCACAGCUGACGAACAGUAUGUGGAGCUGGCGCGCAAGUGGCUCAAGCUUGGCGCCAAUUGUAUCGGGGGCUGCUGCCGAACGGGGCCCGCGACUAUCGCGGCGCUCAAGAAAGGGUUGACGGUGACCCCGUGA
Messenger RNA from Symbiodinium sp. CCMP2456, 3627 nucleotides. The record is from the annotation of a GenBank genome assembly. NCBI's taxonomy places the organism in Eukaryota, Dinophyceae, Suessiales, Symbiodiniaceae.